Brienomyrus brachyistius is the source of this 4118-nucleotide messenger RNA. RefSeq names its product N-acetyl-beta-glucosaminyl-glycoprotein 4-beta-N-acetylgalactosaminyltransferase 1-like. Gene Ontology annotation, cellular component: Golgi cisterna membrane. The record is from RefSeq and is a predicted model, not a curated record. Lineage: Eukaryota; Metazoa; Chordata; Actinopteri; Osteoglossiformes; Mormyridae. Bases 283 to 2757 code for a protein of 824 amino acids. Gene Ontology annotation, molecular function: acetylgalactosaminyltransferase activity. The transcript has 20 exons.
AUGAUACCUCUCUGCUGACAAUCGGCUUCUUCGCAACGUAUUUUCAGUUCAGGGGAAAACACCGGUAACGGCGGACUUGAUGCGAGACAAAGGGAUAUUUCAAAAGGGGAGGUCUUCGGAGACAAAACAAAUAACAGUCACUGGCGAGAGGCCAACAAGCCACGGACAUGGAACCUCGAGGUACGAAUUCCAUGCCCACCCACUCACCUUUCCACCCACCUCUCUCUUGGACGUCCCGGGGAGCCCCUGUCCCUGCGUCAUCAACACGCCUCGGUUCAGUACAUGGGAAAAGCUAAUUUGCAUGUAUUUGAAGAUUGGUGUGGCAGUUCCACUUACCAGCUCCGGAAAAAUCCCCACUAUCCCCUUUACCCUAAUUCCCGCCUCACAGUGAAAAAGCUGGCAGUUUCACCCAGGUGGACCAACUACGGCCUGAGGAUUUUCGGCUACCUCCACCCUCCCAAAAGUGGUGAAUACCUAUUUGCUGUGGCCUCUGAUGAUGGUUCUGAGUUCUGGCUGAGUCUGGACAACAGCCCCCUGAAUCUGCACCUCCAGGCCAGCGUGGGAAGGGCAGGCGUGGAUUGGACAGCGCCAGGGGAGUUUAACAAAUAUGCCAGUCAGAUAUCUUUUCCAGUCCAACUGUCUGCUGAGAAUUUAUACUUCUUUGAAGUCAUCCACAAGCAAAACGACAGGGGCACGGACCACUUGGAAGUAGCGUGGCGGCUGAAUCAGGACAGCACGCCAUUUGAGAUCAUUGGUUCCGAACACAUAUCCAUGUACAUCGACGAGACCGACUUGAAGCUGCACCAGGUCAGCCACAUACCGAAAACACCUGCUAGCAACGUCCAGUGGAGAACGUACGCCAAGGUCUCCAGCCAUGGCGCCGAGAUGCUGAGGGAAGACCCACGGGACAUCUUCUACCACGUUCCGCUGAUGAGAGAGUCAUACCUGCGUGGCAUCCUGCCUGUGUGCUCCUACAGGCCCACCUACCUCAUCAAGGGAUACCCACUCCUGAGGUAUCAGGGCAUUCAGUUUGUCCACCUGUCCUAUGUUUACCCCAAUGACUACACGCGACUAACACAUAUGGAGACCAUGAAUAAAUGCCUGUACCACGAAGACCCCCACUAUCUAGAAGGGCUUGGGUUUCUGAAUUACAUGAAGAUGGACUCUCCAGAAACAGGAGGUACUGAACCACAAGACAGUUUAUGGAACGAAGAAGGGUACAGGGGUGGCCUUGGUGAAAAAUCUUUGUACCAGUACGAGGGACUUCAGCCAGAGAAGUUCAGACAGCUGCCAGACAACGACAUCUACAGCGAUGAUUACAGCUUCGUCAGGCAGGGCCCCGGGGCAGAUCCAGACACGCUGAAGAUGGCGGAUGGGAAUCCUCGGAAGCUGCUGGCCACACAGGUUACUGCAUAUAAUACAAGCCAACUUGCCAGACAUAAGCCUCAAGUCCAGCAACCUGCAGUGAACACCAUUCAGCCAGAGAUCCAGAGAGAUCCUGCUCAACCAGCAGCGGUUACACAUGCAAACCAUGUUCAAAACCAUGCACUUAGUUCCAACAUGAAUGACGUGUUCCUGAUGCCACAUGGACUUCAUGUGCACCGGAAGCCAAGACGUAAAGAUCGUCUACGUACACCUAAGGUGGUUACGCAGGAAGAGUACAAGUACCAGGACAGCGAGAAUUAUGAAACGAUACCCCCAAUCAUCUAUGACCCAGUUGUAAACUGGGCGCGGACCAUCAACGUGAGUAACAUAGACUUCAAUGCCUUCCGCGAGGAUUCAAUCGACCUGAGAUGCAACAUCUCUGGAAACCUGCAGAUGAGUUCCGGAGUGGCAUUGCCAAUCGUGCACGCCUUCAUGCAUCAGCUCAAUCAGAAGAACUGGGGACGCUUCACCCUGUUGCAAGUGAUCAACGUGGAGCGGCGAAUUGACAGGUUCCGCGGUAGCCGCUAUCUCCUCGAGCUGGAGGUGGAGAACCGGCGUGGGACUAGGUUUCGCAUCUCCCAGUAUGUUUACGAGCCACACAGCCAGAUCAGGUCUUGGAAUGGGGUAGACCAACCGGACAGGAAGGGGGUGCUGCUGUGCCACCCUGAGGGGGUGGAGUGGAAUCCCUCAGCUACUGUGCACUUCAUAGUGCCAGUGAAGAACCAGGCCCGCUGGGUCCAGCAGCUUAUCAUGUACAUGGAAGACAUCUACAAGGUCACAGGUGACAAGAACUUCAACAUCAUCGUCGUGGACUACAGCAGCAAGGAUAUGGAUGUGGAGCAGGCACUCCAGUCGGCCCAUAUUCCUAGUUAUCAGUAUGUGAAGCUGACUGGGAACUUUGAGCGUUCUGCAGCCCUUCAAGCUGGGAUUAACCUCAUCACAGACAGCCACAGCAUUGUGUUCCUGUGUGACCUUCACCUCCACUUCCCACACUCCAUCAUCGACAGCAUUCGCAAGCACUGCGUGGAGGGCAAGAUAACCUUUGCACCUAUCGUUAUGAGGCUGGACUGUGGGGCCACACCAGAGGAGCCCGACGGCUACUGGGAGGUGAAUGGAUUUGGCCUGCUGGGGAUCUACAAGUCUGACAUGGAUAGGGUAGGAGGAAUGAACAUGGAAGAGUUCCGGGAUCACUGGGGCGGAGAGGACUGGGAACUGAUAGACAGGGUUCUUCACGUGGGGCUUGAGGUGGACAGAAUUUACGUCAGGAACUUCUUGCACUUUUACCACUCAAAACGAGGCAUGUGGAACCGACGUUUCCGCAAGCCAAUGUAACAUUCCUCCGCUGCAGGCUCCGAGCCUUUGAUUCCUCAGGGAAGAAGAGUUUAUCAUGCUGUGUUUAAUGCAUGAAGUUGUUUUGGUACAACUUGAAACGCAAUGAAAUGAAACGCACUCUCUCUCCACUUGGCCACUGAAUGCCUCGUGUUACACGUCAGCGGCAGGUGAAUAUUUUCUGGGCUCAUUUAUAUCCCUUACAGUGGAAAGAGACUGUCACUGAUCACCAAACACGUAUAUGAUAUAUUUUAAUUCUUGACUGUUUACAUGUCAAAUGUUUUUUUGGUUUUUAAUUGAGGGAAGACUGUAUUUAAACCAAUGUAAGGAAACAGGAAUUUGAUGUGCAAAAUGAUAAUGGAUAUUUUAUUUUUUUAUGAUAUUUUGAACAUUGAUAUUUUCAACACAUUUUUAUGUAUAUUAGUUAUUUGGGUAACUGUACAUUUUUCAGGAUUGGUGAAUUUUAAGAUGUACCAGAUAUAUAUAUUUAAUAAAGUGCCUGUUAAACUGGUAAAGAGAAGCUGGUUAAAUUACGCAAACCAGUAUAAGAUGAUGCACUGGGCCUGGUACAGUGUGCUCCUUGUCACCCUGUAUUUUACACUUGAAUGACACUUGCAGUGUACCAUUGCAAUGCAGCAGUGUCACCAUGGAAACGGUUAUUAUGCAGUCAUACGCAUCGCCACAGUAAAUGACACAUUUUGGCACAGCUGUACUUGGUGCCCCAUGGAUGAAGCAGAUGAGCAGAGUGUCAGAGAGUCCGUAUCAGCUGCUAGCUGUGUUCUCACUGUCCUUCGGCCUUCAGUGUGUCACCGUACCUGUCCAAAGUCAUAUUUUAUUGUAGAUAUGUAGUCUUUUAAGGUUGGUACUGGUUUUCCUUUGUGUUUGUUCUUGUAAAUUGUCGGUGUCUUUUUUUUGCCUCACUUUAUUUUCUCAGAACGGUGUGUCCUAAAGAACAGCGAAACACAAGUAUGACGGACAGAUUCCGUUGGGUGUUUGAUUAAGGAGGUAGUUGCAUUUCUCGGGCUGUUUGGCACCGUUUACCAUCCUGAAUUCAGUGCAGCCGCUGCUUGUCCCUCCUGCAUAAAAUGACAAUGUCAUUUUAGUACAACUGAUGAUUUAUAGCAUCUAAGGAUUUUCUUUAAAGAAAAUGUUUGUUUUUUUUUUUGUUUUAGAAUAUCUGGCUGUUCAAAUAAAGUUUUGUGGGUUUUUUUUCUAACCAAUGAAAUGAUGAGCUAUGGUUUUACUGGUGUCUUAACUUGUUACCAUCUCCAUGUUCGAGGACGCUUUUGUAGGCAGUUCGCUCGGAUGACCUGAUUUGUUUUGUGAAAAAUAAUUUUGUGCUUUCUACAAAAGAUUUUUCCCCC